Folsomia candida is the source of this 2351-nucleotide messenger RNA. Its product is annotated as BTB and MATH domain-containing protein 43. The transcript has 7 exons. NCBI's taxonomy places the organism in Eukaryota, Metazoa, Arthropoda, Collembola, Entomobryomorpha, Isotomidae. Gene Ontology annotation, biological process: regulation of proteolysis; proteasome-mediated ubiquitin-dependent protein catabolic process. Bases 1188 to 2255 code for a protein of 355 amino acids. The record is from RefSeq and is a predicted model, not a curated record. Gene Ontology annotation, molecular function: ubiquitin protein ligase binding. Gene Ontology annotation, cellular component: cytoplasm; nucleus.
UUUUUGCGAAUACAUAUUGAAAUUGCAACUAACCAAUCAAUAGCCUUCUACACGCAUCUGCUAUGCACUAACAAGACAGGUGCCUUAAUAUGUAUUUGUGCCCUUCAGAAGUUUGGUUACACGCAAUCCUAAAAUAUUUUGACCUCACAACAAUACAAAAAUUCAGAAAAUACGCAAUAAAUAAAUUGGUUUUUUAAUUAAAUACAUAUAAAACUAAUUCAAGAAAAGACGCAGUUAGUAAAUAUGCAAAUGAAUCACGUCACCAGUGCAAGUGCGAUAAAUUACAGUGGCAACUUGUAAUUAAACCAGGUCAUUAAUUUGUGUGCAUAUUCCACUGUUAUAAUUCGACGCCAAAUUACAUAUUAAAAUUUCAUAAGGAGGCGUAAAACUUGUUUUUUUGCAGGUAUAUUUUUGUUUCAUUUCACUGUGAAUAUUUCUAUUCUAUUUAAAAAAAAAAUUUCCAAAUUAUAUUGACACAAAAUUGUCACGUGUUCAUCUUCCUUUCCAACAACUCAAUUUCCUCAAGUCAUAAAUUACGUCUUUGUCAAACUCAGCAAACACAUAUGUACCGUUUACUGAUAAUAUUAAAGUGUCGCUCCAAGUGUGGUCCAAACGAUCUUGGUCUUUUUGCAACCUGAUCACAUCUCAGAUCACAAUUUUCCUCGUUUCUAUCAACAGAUGCAUACAUAACUUUACUCCAUGAAAUAAUAAUAAAAACAAGACGAGCUGCUUACAAAGCUUGACGUCACUUUCAUAUGUCUCAAGUACCAGUAAAGAAAUAUAACGUGUUCAUUUUCUCCUACAGGCGAAAUAUUCGCAAUUAAAUUUGCAUGGAUGAGGCACCCCAUAAAAAUAAAUGGUCACAAUUAUAUCGCAGUUGAUAAAUGCAAUACUGGGCACAGAGCAAACCACAAAUCUUGAGCCUGACAUGGACUCAAUAAAUCAAAGUGUGAAAGAUAAUGUUGUUUAUCUCGUAUUUGCUCCUUCAGUCUCAUUCACUCAAUAAGUCGGCCAAGAAAUUAAAAUCAAGUUUAGUUUAGCUUAAUAAAAACUUAAUCAGUAUGUGCGUUCAGUGGCUGGUGUGAAAUUAAGCUUAAUUUUUGUUUAUUUAACUAAAUACUUAUAAAAUUUAUACAUAAUUUUCGCGACCACAUAUUUCAACUGCAUUUUUUGCAACACUGCAAAAAAUGGGAGACAAACUUGAAGAAGUUUCAAUCCCGGUGGAAGUAAUUGCACGCAACUUAUUCGACCUGGGGUUUAAGUACACCUGGAAAAUUGGGGAUUAUCUGAAAGGCGUUGACAGCCAGACGGUCGUGGACAGUCCAGUUUUCAAUAUAAGCGUCAACGGUCUGAGUACCAAGUGGUCACUUGGGUUGAGAUACUGGUCUGAUGAAAAUGGGAUGCAACUAACAAAUCCGGUCGUGAUAUGUCUCAAUCUCGUCUCCGCCUGUGCCGUUCAUAAUGGGAUUGAUGUGAAGGAGGAGUUGCAAGUCCGUUACCAAUUUGGAAUAUGGAAUAAUGACGCAAAACAAUACGAAGUUUGUCCCAUGGGCUGCAAAAGUGUUGAUGUAACGGAUACUUGUCCGUCUCAGGCAAAUUUGCGCCUACAACAAACGGCGUGCAAACUGCAGAGUGUGGGCACGACAGAAAUCGUCAUUCUAGAUCGACACCUCAUGCACAAAGGGAUUGAGAUUUUCUGCAAAAUUAUGCUUGUGAGAGAACAAGUCGAACAAAACACGCUCGCCCUCGAUCUUUGGACCAAAUUACGGAACGGUGAAGAUUGCGACAUAAAAAUUCGUACGAGUGAUGGCAAUCUGAUUCCAGCCCAUAGAACGAUCCUCCACUGCAGAUCGUCACUCAUCUCGCUGAAUCAGGAGACGAUUGAGACGGACAUCGACGGACAAUCAGUCAUCCGAGUGGACAUGACCACUCCAAUCUUGACCUCAUUCCUCCAAUACGUUUACACCGAUCGUGUCGAUCCACUCGAUAAUCCGCAACAAUUGCUCAAGUCCGCAGUGAAGUUCAAACUCCCAGGAUUAAAGGCGAUUUGCGAAAAGGCGUUGAUCGACCAAAUCUCUCCCUCCACGGUGGCAUCGCUUCUCCUCAUCGCGGACACGUACCAAUGCGACCUCCUCAAAAAAUCGGGUUUGGCAUAUUGCGGGGAAAACUCUCGUUCCAUCGUGAAAACCGUGUCGUGGAAAGUUAUGGAAGAGUUAAAACCCAAGUUAUUUGAGGAAGUCUGUGACCAAAUGUGAAAUUAAGAAAUUCAGGUGACAAUAAUUUAAUUAAAAAUUGCUCAAAACUGUGUAUAAAUUAUUUACUGCAAUUAAAUAUAUAAAAUAUAAACUCUU